CCAUGAGCUGAGCUAAUGAGAAGAGAAGCAAGAGCAAGCCUCUCAGACGCAAGCACUGCACUCAUCUCAAUUAUUAUUUUGUCAGGAAGAGGACAGGAGGGAGUCGAGGAGGGAGAAAGUUUGUGUUUCACGUUAUUACUCUCUUUUUCGAAGAGGCAGGCGCAAACUCAAGCCGCUGCUACUCCCCAUCAGUGGACUACCUCCUGGGGGAGCUGGGGCCCGGACUGGGCUGGGCUGGGCUGGGCAGGGCAGAGCAGGGCCCCUGGGCGGGGAAGGCGGACAACUAGAGCUCUGCCCCUGCAGACAGGCCUGCCUGGCUCUCCCUCCGCCCGCCUGGCCGCCUCCUCCUGGGGCGGGCCGCCCCCACGCUCCCCCGCCAGGGGACGGAUGGCCUGGUUCCAAACUCACUGGGCCCCACUGCCCUGCACCCACAUUGCAGGGGGAAGAAGAGGAGAUGCUCGACCGCCCUCACCACCAGGGGCUCCUACCCCAGGAGAAUGGAAGGGCCGGGGUUCCAUCCUACCUCCGACCCGGUACAUGUUGGCCGCCAUGUCCGCCCGCCCGCCCGCCGAGCCCGAGCCCAAGCCGGAGCUGGAGCCGGAGCCGGAGCCGGAGCCGGAGCCGGAGCUAGAGCUAGAGCUAGAGCUGGAGCCGGAGCCUGAGCCCGAGCUGAGCCCCGCCCGCCGCCGCGGCCGCUUCAGCCUCAGACGCCUCCGCCUUCGCAGCUUGCUGCUGCUGGUAAUGCUGCUGCUGCUGGUAAUACUGCUGCUGCUGCUGUUGCUGCUGCCGCUGCUGCCGUUGCUGCCGCUGGCCGCCGCCGCCACCGCCGCCUCAACCGAGGGGAGGGGGAAGGGUAGAGGAGCGGGGUGAGAGAGGAGGUAGAGGAGGGGGAGGGGAAGGAAAGGGAGGGGGGAAAACGGCCCGCCCCCCGGGCCCUUGACGGGUUAAUAGGGCCCUGCCCUCGAAGGGGCGGGCGUGGGUGACUGGCGGGAGAUCGCGGGGAGAAUCUUGAGGGGACCCUGGAGAGAGAACUAGGGGUCUGUCUAUUUCAGGGUGUUAAAACCUUUAGGGAAUUUAGGAUAAUCUCAGUCCCUACGACGUCCUCCCUUUUCCCCUCACUCCCACCCCUUACACACCUGUAUGCACAGUUGUUACUCUUACUCAAUCAACCCCUUUAGGUUCAAGCUCAGUAGCUACCUUGGGAGCUCGUGUGUUGUUGUGUGCUGUAGUUUGAGUGUACAUAAGCCAAAUGUAGAAGUAUUUCUAAGUUGUGUUUCCUCAACUGCAUGUGGGUAUAAGUUUACUUGGCUAGUCAUGCAAGGCGAGAGAGUCCGGUACUCCUAUUAUCUUCGAAGUGGGAGGGAGCCUAUAAGGACCUUGGUUGGGAGCCUGAAGGUUGGGGGUAAACAAAUGUCUUGACUUCUAAGAGACUACAUCGAUAUGUAGUUCCAGGACUGCCCCUGGGAAACGAACUUCCUCCAAGGCUGCAGACAAAGGGUCCCAUAAAGGCCGGCAUAGGUUCAGAAGUGUGCAAAUUGGGGGGUGGAGGGGGGGGCGGCGGGGAAGAACCCUAGGAGGGUGGAAUAAAGAAUGAUGUUUUUCUCUUGCUAUUAUGUUUGGAGAUUUCAGCUAACCUUCCUUUUAAACUACGAGGCUUGUCCUGAAGGUUGAAGGAAUCUUGUACUGUACUUCCCCUUGGACUAGAUACUUUAGGGUACAAGGGAGGAAGUGGGCGGGAGGGGGGGGAGGAGGGUAAGCAAGUGGCUUGGUCCCUAAGUAACAGCAUCAUUAUGUAGGUCCAGUUCUUGUCCUUUUGUCCCUUGGAAAUUCUCUGCCUUCAGAGCUGCAGAGGGACCAAUGAAGGUAAAUAUGGCCGCAAAGAAGUAGGAAUCCAGAACUAAAGCGGGUGGGGGGCAGCCGACAAGAUAGGAGGACUACUUUUCCAUCAUUAAUGUUAGGAAAACUUAGCUAUCUUUCCUGCCAGCCCCAUUAGUAAGAACCACAUGACAACUAAGUUGGUAAUGAUGGACAGUAACAAGGUAUUUGCAGCUAAGCUUUCCACUGGGUCGUUAUUUUUCCCAAUUUGGUCCUUUAAACAAACCACUUGGUUUUGAUAUUCUUCAUAUCUUGACAAAAACAAGAAACCAAAUAAAGUCUGAAGCUAGCUAAACAUCCCCAAAUGAACUUAAGCAACCUUAUUUAGUGAAACUAAACUGUUCCUGAGCUAACUCGAAGGUUCCAAACUGUUCCCAAACAUUGUUGUUUAAUAAACAUGAAGAUGCCCCCA
Messenger RNA from Antechinus flavipes (yellow-footed antechinus), 2287 nucleotides. RefSeq lists its product as uncharacterized. Lineage: Eukaryota; Metazoa; Chordata; Mammalia; Dasyuromorphia; Dasyuridae. The transcript is spliced from 2 exons. The record is from RefSeq and is a predicted model, not a curated record. The coding region runs from base 16 to 870 and encodes 284 amino acids.